AUGAUAUCGAAUAGUGAGGUUGAGCUUGCCCAAAAUAUAUUUUUAGAAUUAUUAGAAGAAGAAGAAAAUGAAAUUAAUGAAUUGGUAAUUGAUCUUACUGAUUCAGCGAUUGCACAAGAAAUAGCUGCUUAUAGAGAAGUAAAUAAUACACAAAUAUCUACAGAAGACAAACUUGAUGAUCGUCAAAUUGUUGAAAUCGUGCUAGGCGAACAAUUGGAACAUGAGCAGGGUGACCCGGAUGAUUCUGACGAAGAGCCUCCAAUUAUUUCGGCAAAAUCUAUUACAGAUUUUUUUAAUAAGACGGGAACUCAAAAUAAUGAAUAUUCUUCUAAUGAAGAAUAUUCUCUUGGCGAAGAAAAUUUUCUUGACGAAGAAAAUUUUCUUGAUGACGGUCUUUAUAAUGAAGAUCUUUAUGACGAAACCCUUAAUGAGGAUCUUUAUAGUGAUCUUUAUGAUGAAGACCCUUAUAAUGAAGAUCUUUAUGACAAAGACUCUUAUAAUGAUCUUUAUGACGAAGACCUUUAUAAUGAAGAUCAUUAUGACAAAGAUCAUAUGAGUAUCGAAAAGGAUUAA
Molecule: messenger RNA, 573 nt
Organism: Racocetra fulgida
Lineage: Eukaryota; Fungi; Glomeromycota; Glomeromycetes; Diversisporales; Gigasporaceae
Source: the annotation of a GenBank genome assembly